CAUCAGAGCGAAGCGUAUAUACCAGAACAUUCUCUAAACCCAUUGCUCAUAUAAAUGGAGGAGAGCAAGACAACGCAUUAGUGGGUUGAGUUUGGUUCCUCUGGUCUGUUUCCGCUAGCUGGUGAAAAAAUGUCGGGUCCUCAGUGCUGCGAAAACCCACCAACCCUGAAUCCGAAAUCCGGGUCGGGUCGUGUCGAGAAGCUCGGUGGCCUCGAUGCAUACGUCAUUGGCUCGCCCGAUUCGACCCGCGCGAUUCUUCUCGUAUCUGAUGUUUUCGGAUAUGAAGCUCCAAACUUGAGGAAACUUGCGGAUAAGGUUGCAGAAUCUGGAUUCUAUGUGGUGGUUCCUGAUUAUUUCUAUGGAGAUCCUUAUGAUCCCAAGAAUCAGGACCGGCCUAUCGCUGUCUGGAUAAAAGACCAUGGAGCAGAUAAGGGAUUUGAGCAAUCAAAGCCAGUAGUUGAAGCCUUGAAGAGCAAAGGCAUAACUUCUAUUGGAGCAGCAGGGAUGUGUUGGGGCGCAAAAGUCGUGGUGGAACUGGCUAAAGACGCGCUUAUUCAAGCGGGCGUUUUUCUGCAUCCCUCUUUUGUCACGGUUGAUGAUGUCAAGGGAGUUAAGGUUCCACUUGCUGUAUUAGGAGCCGAGAUUGAUCACAUGUCGCCUCCCGAACUCCUGAAGCAAUUUGAAGAAGUCCUUGCUUCUAAACCCGAGGUGAAGAGCUGCGUGAAGAUAUUCCCGAAAACCACGCACGGUUGGACGGUUAGGUACAGCACCGAUGAUCCGUCUGCUGUUAAAGCGGCAGAAGAAGCUCACAAGGACAUGCUGGAUUGGUUUGUCACCCACCUCUGACGAGCUUAUGGCAAGUCUGUGAAAUCUGAAACAUGCUGUUCAUGUCCUUGUUCAUGUAAUGAAUAACAUGCAGAAACAAGCAAGGUUAGUGUUUUGGCAUCGGACUUGUUCUGUAUUUGUGGUUCUGAUGCUAUAAUAAGAAAAAAAAAAACAUGUUUUUUUUUUCUUA
This is a messenger RNA of Tarenaya hassleriana, 1015 nucleotides long. RefSeq names its product endo-1,3;1,4-beta-D-glucanase-like. Gene Ontology annotation, molecular function: hydrolase activity. The record is from RefSeq and is a predicted model, not a curated record. The coding region runs from base 130 to 846 and encodes 238 amino acids. The transcript is spliced from 7 exons. NCBI's taxonomy places the organism in Eukaryota, Viridiplantae, Streptophyta, Magnoliopsida, Brassicales, Cleomaceae.